Messenger RNA from Gloeophyllum trabeum ATCC 11539, 742 nucleotides. RefSeq names its product TspO/MBR-like protein. The transcript has 6 exons. Lineage: Eukaryota; Fungi; Basidiomycota; Agaricomycetes; Gloeophyllales; Gloeophyllaceae. Bases 29 to 583 code for a protein of 184 amino acids. The record is from RefSeq and is a predicted model, not a curated record. Gene Ontology annotation, cellular component: mitochondrial outer membrane.
GGAAUCACAUUUCUUGACUGUCUUAACGAUGUCGCUUUUCGUUAACCUACCAAGUAUUCUGUACGCCAUACCACGGAACCCUGUCACAGCCAUAGGGUUACCUUUGACCCUUGGACUGCUAAGCGGCAGGAGCACAAAGGAAGUUACGCAGACUCAGUGGUACAAUUGCUUGUAUACGCCCCCGGGACGUCCGCCGGCAAAGGUCUUCCCCACUGUAUGGCCUCUACUUUACAUAGCUAUGGGCUAUGCUUCACAUCUUGCCAUUAAAGCGUACGAUUCUGCGGUGUCUGAUGCAGUCAGGAACGAGAUAUCGCUGGGACUUGGCCUAUACUACACUCAGCUUGCUUUCAACUGCCUCUGGACACCCUUGUUCUUCAACUUUAAGCAGGUUGGCUGGGCACUAGUGGACAGCGUCAUUCUGGCCGGGACAACCUUCUACAUGACCAGAACUCUAGAUGCCCCGACCUCAUCAAAGACAACGUACCUCUUGCUGCCAUAUUGUGCAUGGCUGUCCUUUGCGACAUAUCUCAACGGCGGCAUUUGGUGGUUAAACCGUAACCGUACUCUCAAUAAGAACAUGUAAUCAUAAUUUUACAAAUCGUUCGAGACAGGACGUUGCCAGUAUCGGUACAACCGUACUGUCUUGACGCACUGUUGUACUAGGAAUCCAGACCACAAUUUAGGAGAGCGAAGUCGCGGUUCCAUGGAAUGAUGGUGCAAGAAAGGCGAGCCAAUCCGGAAG